Molecule: messenger RNA, 2451 nt
Organism: Mytilus trossulus (common blue mussel)
Lineage: Eukaryota; Metazoa; Mollusca; Bivalvia; Mytilida; Mytilidae
Product: costars family protein ABRACL-like
Exons: 3
Coding region: 98-349 (83 amino acids)
Biological process (GO): regulation of actin filament-based process
Source: RefSeq, a predicted model, not a curated record
GCGUUCAAUUUCCGCUGUAAAUUUCCGGUUUAGGGUGUAUCGCACACUGUAUUUUGUACAUUGUUUUUUUAAAGUAUCCUAAGUAAAGUCCAAAAAAAUGGACGUAAACAAAGAGAUUGGACAUUUAAUUGAUGCUAUUCAGAGAUUAGGUACAGAAAAUUCUGACAAACAACAUGAAGUAACCUUUGGUGUAUUGUUUAAUGAUGAUGAUUGUGCCAACCUUUUUGAAGCAAUGGUAGGAACAUUACGGGCAGCUAAGAGAAAGAAGAUUAUUACUUAUGAUGGUGAACUACUGCUACAAGGAGUGCAUGACAAUGUUAAAAUAACUUUACUGAAGACAGAAGUUUGAUAAUACUGGAUUUUAGCUUCAUUUAACAAAUUGCAAUGUCUUUCAGUUGAAUAGGCACAUAUAUAAUUUGUGUGACAUACAUUUUGUAAGCUAUUUUUUAUAAGUCAUUUUUUUCAAGUUAAAAUAUUUGAUAUUUUUAGUACAUUUGUAGAUGUUAUUAAAAUGAUAUUAGACAACAAAAAAUAUGUCUGGUUUCCUGCCUUCUGUCUGAAAAAAAAAGUCAGUCGGUCGAAUUUCUAUUUAUUUUAUUGUUUAUCAACAAAAUUUGGAAAUAGUAAAUUGUACAUGUUUUCUAUAAGUCCAACCUUGAUUUUCACAAAUAUAAUGGCAGCAUGUACAAUGUAUAAUGGUAUAUUUGUAAUUUUCAAUUGUUUUGCAACUUUUCAAUCAAUUUUUGGUCAAUUUUAUUAUCAAGAAUCCAUUGAAAAUAGGAUUUGUAAACUACUCAAAUGACACAAAGCUCUAUUCUUGAAUACUCUUUUGAUUCUGUUAGAUCAGUGAUAAGAUGUAAGGUCAAUACGGAUGCAAGAAAACAGACAUAUUUAUGUUUUAGUCUUAUAGAUAAAGUGUGCAAUAUAUUGCUUAAUAGUCUUGUUAAGAAUUAUUAAAGAACAGGACAGAAUUUUGUUUUUUUUAUUGUCUUAAUUUCUAUCAUUAAAUGGCUUGGAAGCCAUUUUAAAAUAAAUUAUAGCUUUGGCUAAAUGUUCUGUCUAAGUCCUAGUACUGUAUCAUACUUAUUUAACAGUUACUUCAUAUUGUCUUCCCCUAAAUCCAUCAGAUAUAUUGAAAGGUUAUGUAUUAUUGUUAUGGUCAGAUUUUUCUCAUUAGAUAACUUAUCAUUAUAUGCCCUUUUUCAGACAAUCCAUUUUCAAGGUUGUAAGGAAUUCCUUUGUGCUUAAGUAGAGAGACUUUUAUAAAUUCAACAUGUCAAUCGGUUUCAAAAAGGCAAUUUUAAAUUUUCAUCCCACCACAAAACAAGCAGUCUGGAGAACUAUCCUUAUUAAGGAUACAAAAAUAAUUUCAAUGGUAUACAGUUUGAAUGUGGUCUACUUAAUUUUAAGUUCUUACCAAAGAAUGAUUUUAACAUGACAUUUUGCUAUAAAUUUGUAUUUUUUGUGGAACAUCAUGUCAAAAUCAUUAGAAAAAAAAUGUUAUAUAUAAUACUUUCAUAUAUCUGUUUGAAAGUGUAAUAUUGCUAAUGUUGGGGGUUUUAUACUGUAAAUUCAGACAUUAUUGCGUACAUUUAUUUUUGCGAUUUUACAAAAUGGACAAAAUUGCAAGAUUAACUAUUGGGAUUUAAGGCAAAUCUGCGUAGAGAUAUAUGUAGCAGAUACCAAUAUGUGAGUUCUUAUUAUUGUAAUACUCAACCAGUUCAGUUGCAUUAUUGGCAUUAAUAAAAACCUUGCAACAAUUUCUGAAUAUACAGAAUCAAGAAUAAAAAUUAUUUUUAUAAAUGUAUUAUGUAAAUGAGUGGGACAAAUAUUUUUAUCACAGUAUAUAAUUAUGUAGUGUAAAUGAAUCUUUAUUUUCUAGUUAAGCUCACAGAAGGACACAUUAAAAUAGGUUUUGUUAUUUGAAAUUUUAUUGAAAUCCCUUCAAUAAAAGUUAAAAAUACAGAAACAGAUUUAAUUUUAACAGAUAUAUUUGUAGUAAAAAAAUGGGGAAAAUAAAUUCCUACUUUUAGUAGGUUGACGUAUAAAACAUAGUGACUUGCUGUUUAACAUCAAGUGAUGUGCCAAAGGUGUCAAAUACUACAUAAUUUGAAAUGGUGAAAUUACUUUGAAACUUGAGACACAACUAAUAACUUAUGGAAGUAAUUUGAUCUUAUAACAUACAACAAAGAAAUUACACAAUUAAUGUGUAGAUUUGCUUCUAUGUUUUUAAUCUUAUUACAUAUAUGCUGAUAGGUUUAAGCUUGAUACAUUUACUUGGACUAAAGCAGAAUAAUAGUGCUUUGGAAUGUUUAGGAUCAGUUAGGUAAUGGAAAUGUGAGUUUAUUGCUAUUGAUAUGAUGUUUUGUGUAUUUGAUAAUUAAUGAGUUUCUGUUAAUUUAUCUUUAUGCAGAAAACUUGCAUUUGAAUAUUAAAUUUAUAUGAUAAUUA